Messenger RNA from Vollenhovia emeryi, 1041 nucleotides. RefSeq lists its product as uncharacterized. The annotation marks the transcript as partial. NCBI's taxonomy places the organism in Eukaryota, Metazoa, Arthropoda, Insecta, Hymenoptera, Formicidae. The transcript has 2 exons. The record is from RefSeq and is a predicted model, not a curated record.
UAUUCAAGUCGGCCUUACGAACCGACAGUACAAUCACAUACUUUUGCUAAUACAAAUUUUGUGUUUUAUUACAGGAGGAUAAAUACUUUACUUCAAAGUAUUUUAAAAUGCGUACAAGAUAAUCGAGGUGUACAACGAAAGCCUGCAAUCCUCCCGAUAUCAUCCUUAGCAGAGAUGGAUGAUUUUGAAAAUAUUGAUGACAAUGGUUUCACCGAAGUUGUGAAUUAUUUUAAUUAUAUAGGCGGCUUCAACUUGAAAGAAGCCAUAAAUCUUUGCUUAAAGGAGGCUUUGAAGGAUUUGUUAACGCCAUCAUUUACAUGGUGGGGGCGCGAAGGAGGACAAAGACCAUUAUACAAUGCUCGCAUAAUUAUUGCUAUUUACGGUAUGAUCUUCUUCCUUUCUUUGUUGACAAUUCCUUACUGUUUUAAUCAUGUAUUAUGUAUUAAUUGUACUGCAUUGCAUUAUAUUCUUUUUGUAGAAAGCAUGUGCAAUAACAAGCAUUUCCCAAAGCCGACUCGUUCGGAAUUUCAAGCCCAAGCGAAGGAAGCUCUCCGGGCGGCAAAAGAACGAGCCAGAAGUAAAGUGCGUGGUCCACGUCAGCGGGUACCUAAUCCAAGAGACCGCAAUUUUUGGAACGACGAACAAGAGCCGGAACAAGAGCAAGACGAAAAUAGAGAUAAUGGUAAUAAUGUAAAAUAAGAAAUAAUUAUACACAGGCACACGCAACCAUACUUGCGCGCACACACGUACGUAAUCAUAAGAAUAAUAAUUUAUAUGUUCUUACAGGUAUUCGUACAGAAGGAGAUCCACUAACAUCGUCGUGAUCCAAUACAUAUUUAUUAAUGGAGAGUAGCGGAGGAUAGCGGAGGACAGCGGUGAACAACGGAGGGCAGCGGAGGACAGCGGUGAACAACGGAGGGCAGCGGAGGACAGCGGUGAACAACGGUGGACAGCGGAGGACAACGGAGGGCAGCGGAAGACAAUGGCUGCGUUCAGCAGAAAAAGUUGCUUUGCAACUGUUGUAAAAUUCGUGAAUCUGAU